Messenger RNA from Echinostoma caproni, 3969 nucleotides. Lineage: Eukaryota; Metazoa; Platyhelminthes; Trematoda; Plagiorchiida; Echinostomatidae. The record is from the annotation of a GenBank genome assembly.
AUGGAGCAAAAGCAAGGUUCCGGUGCGAAUCAAGAUGACCCGAACUCCAGUCGGAGUAAUGCGGAUGAAGUAGGCGUUAGACGAAGUAGUGUAGACGAUGACGGGCAUGAUGUAAUAGACGAAGAAGCCAAGAAAGAAAUCUAUCUGGAGCCUGAUGACGAGUUUCUUGGCUUUACAACUAAUCCGGAAGUCGAAGGUGCCGAGUACCUGGAGACGUUGGAGGAUGCACCAAAGCCGGAAUUACCCGUCGUUUUGACGUCGAUCGCGGACAUGAUUCGCGAACGUAUCUACCUCACAGAUUACGAUCCAAGUCAGCACUGGACCGAAAACCACAGUAAUGUGGUUGAGACAGAUUUCGCAUCUGGGGAUAGACCCCAACUGUUUUUCUAUAUGUCUCGUAAAGGUGAACUGAAAGUAGAGUACGAUGUGCCAAAACAAUUUCAUAAUGAAUUGAACUAUUUCAUACAUAUACCCGAUCCAAAUAAGGGAAAGCUUACAGCAGAAAACUUUGACAUGCGCGUGCAAUACGGUAGUUUAUCCGGACGAGGAAUUGAAAGUCUUCUAAGGAUCAUGUCGACUAUCUUUGCACCAGCCUUCUUCUCCAACACAACUUGGCCGGAUAGUAUACGGAAUGAUUUUGCUUUGCAAUUGCAACGGUUUAUGUCUGCCCUGACAGAUGCUCGAUGGAAACUGGAGAAUAAAACAGUCCUUUACCUACCGAAUGAGAAUCUAGAUCAACGUGCUGAAAUCGCAGCAAAGAAUAAGGAUUUGGUUAACCGAUUUGAAAUGAUUGUCAUUCACUGGACUCGUCAAAUCAAGACUGUGCUCAAUUCACAAAACACCACAGAUGAAAUUGAAGGUACUGGACCGUUGGAAGAAAUUGAAUUUUGGCGCAACCGUUGCGAGGACUUGACUGGUAUAAGUCGUCAGUUGGACAAACCGGCUGUCAAACACAUCACUGACAUCCUGACCGAUGCAAAAUCGUCCUAUGUGGCCGCGUUUAUCCGUCUGGCCGAUGAAAUCAAAUUCAACACACAACAAGCACAAAAUAAUUUAAAAUUUUUGAACACUUUGAAGGAGUUGUGUCAUCAGUUGAGUGAGUCCUCGCCAAAAGACAUUCCACCGAAAUUGCCUCGACUGAUCAACAUGAUCCGAAUGAUCUGGGUCAAUUCGAAGUAUUAUAAUUCCAAGGAAAUUAUCACCGGCAUGUUUCGAAAACUGUCCAAUGAGAUUAUCAAUCGAUGUUGCAGUGUUAUCUCACUGGAUGAUAUAUUCGAAGGCAAAGUGAUUUCCAGUUCGAUCAAUUUACAGUACUGUAUCAAUUGUUGUGAACAGUAUAAGGCUAUCUAUGAGAGAUUGCAACAAAUGCAUUCGCGUAAUUCUCACGUGCCGUGGGACGCGCAGAAAAAUAGCAUAUUUGCCCAGGUGGAUGCAUUCAUUCAACGAUGUCGGGAUUUACUUGAGAUUUGUGAAUGCCAACGAAAUUUCGGUCGUUUCGAGGAGGGAACCAAGACAACCAUGCCCAUUUUCCAAGGUGCUCGAGGGUCAGAAAUUGAAAUUCUACUCAACACGAUAGAACAGAUGUUUAGCAAAUUGAUGCGGCACUUGUAUGAAAAACGAAACUUUAUUCUGGAUGUGAAGGCCACCUCAUGGCACGAUGAUUACAACCGGUUCAGAGUCGGAAUCAAAGACUUAGAAGUGAUGAUGCAGAACGCUAUCAAUACAGCUUUUGAAACUGUGACCAAUAUUCAACAGGGUGUUGAAAUUCUGGACGUAUUUGCCCACUUACAAACCCGAGAAGCAAUUCGACGAACUAUCGACAACAAAACGCAUGAACUGGUUUCCCGUUUCGGUGAUUGCUUAAAUCAAGUGAAGAAGGAAAUGACACAACGAAUUUAUGCUGGAUUACCCAUACCGACUGAAGCGCACUUUAGUGGACAAGGUCUAUAUUGGCGGUUCCUAAGACGUCGUCUGGAGAGAGCAAUGCAGAAUUUGGACCAGGCAUUUUUCCUACCUCUGACCGUAGCAGGGAUAGCAGACCAUCGCCAACAGUAUACACAAACUGUGGCUGCUCUGGAAGACUUGACACGCAAAACGUUUUUGGAAUUCCAAACACAAAUUGACCCAGAUCCUCUGAAAGGUCUCGAAUCAUCUGUGCUCAUUCGUAGUGGUCUACAAAGUGGACUUUUGGAACCGAAUCUGAGUGGCAGUGCGCUAAAACUGUUCAAUGAAUUACAUUACUGGGUACGAUUGGGAUUGGAAGUGCCCCCGAACGCAGCUGAGGCCUUCCGUCGACGUCUGGAAUUGCGCUAUUUGUUGGAAGUGAUCCUGAUCGUGGUUCGGGACUAUAAUCGUAUUAUGAACUCACUGAAUGCGGAAGAACGUGCCCUGUUUCGAGAACGCAUUAAAAUUUUGGACAAAAAGAUUGCACCGGGUCUGAGCAAAUUGCAUUGGACUGUGAAGGGGUUGGUUGAUAUGUUUGUUAGUGAUUGUCGAAUUCAAGCGUCGAAACUGCAAAGUAAAGUGGAUGAGUACAAGUCAGCCAAUUUGGAUAUCAAACUGAAUUGUGAACAGAUUGCACAAACUUUGCUGAUCAAACUCGACCCUAAUCGGGUAUAUGAGAACACGGAAUUCGAUGACUGUCAAUCUGCCCACCGAGCUGUGACCAAAACCAAAUUGUUGUCCAUGCACGAAUCAAUCGUGGAAAAAAUGAAGGAGGUGAAGGAGACAUUUGUCUCGGAAAGUGCCGAUAUCCAAAUGUAUUGGGGCAGAUACACGGAAAGAAUGGAUCGUUAUUGUGAAGAAGCAUUCAGACUGAAUGUGAAACUAUCACUAAGCGAGCUGCAACGUGCAAUCAAUGGGGACGGCCGAAACGACCCGAAUCCACUUUUUAAAGUCUCUUUGAAUUUGGACAAUGAUGUUCUCGUAUUUUUGCCCACUUUACCCCAACUGACCAAUGUGGUUGCUUCAUUGGGUAACAAAUUCACGGAGAUUAUCUCAGUCAUUCCUCGACUUCCUGAUUUACUCACUCGUGGAAAAUCACAGAAAGUGCCCAUAAGUGAGGUGAUCGCGACAGACGAUGAGAUUAACAAAAUUCAGGCAAGCAUCAAACGAGGAAUGCAAGAAAUCAGCUCGGCCGUCCAAGAACCGCUCAGUUAUUGGGAUCAAUUCAGAGAAAUUUGGGAACUACCGAAGGAUGAUUUCAUUCAACGGUAUCGUCAGCUCAAUCCACACGUCUCAUCUAUUGAUGCUGACAUAGCUCGGUACACCGAAGUGACCAACAAAGUACAAGACGCUGAAACCAUGGUUACGACGCGAUUUUUACAGCUCGAUUUCAGUCUGUUGAAGAAUGCUAUCGCAGCACAUUGUCGUGAUUGGCAGUUACGAUUGACACAGUUGUUGUUGGAUAUGACAACGGAUACUCUGUACGGGAUCUACACUUACAUUGAAACUGUGCAGGAAAGAAUCUCACGAACACCACAAAAUUUGGAUGAACUUAGUGCCUCAAUUCAGCUCCUCGAACGCAUCCUUAUUGAACAACACGAGAUCCAAGCCAAAUUUGUCCCGCUGGAAGAACAGUUUGCCAUACUGGAUAAAUGCGAAGUCACUUACACCGACGAAGUGGCUAUGAAACGAGCCAAUUUGGCCAACGAUUGGAUGCAAUUCCAGAGUGCACUGAUGGCUGCAGAACAGAUGAUUAAAAAAUCCAAAGAAAAAUUCAAAACCGGUUUGUUGGCCGAUUCAGAGGAGUUCAAACGUUCUGUGGCUAAUCUGUUGCUGGAACUGCAAACCACUGGGCCUUAUGCCGCUGAUCUGGUCCCACAAACUGCUCUGGACACUGUGGCACGGUUCCGAGACGAGGUGACCAAGUUGAAAUCUCGCGAAAUGGAGCUUCGACAUGGUUUGAAUCUUUUUAAGAUUGAGCAACCUCCUUGCAAAGAGAUUGCCAUAAUUGAUAAGGUAAGCUAA